Messenger RNA from Folsomia candida, 726 nucleotides. RefSeq lists its product as uncharacterized. The transcript is spliced from 3 exons. Lineage: Eukaryota; Metazoa; Arthropoda; Collembola; Entomobryomorpha; Isotomidae. The record is from RefSeq and is a predicted model, not a curated record. The coding region runs from base 115 to 570 and encodes 151 amino acids.
UCGCAUGUAUCGGCCACUGUUAAAAAAAGUCAGCCCGUUAGUUUGCACUCGACAAAGAGUAAACCUCAUGGAUCUAAGUCAGGUUCCGGUUCUCCUGAAGUUGUUAAAAUCGACAUGGAACCAUCACGACUGCCAAAAACCAAGGUCAAACCGUCAUCUAGUAAUGGCCUGGAAGAAGAAAAAGACCUCAUGAAAAUAAUGACCAAUGAACUCCAGUCCGUUGGACCAACCAUAUUAACUUACUUUCCACUCUUUAAAAACAUUUCAAAGUGCAACCUGGGAUCUCUAUCGCACAAAGUGGACGACGAUCCGAUCGAAGUUUCACGCAGAUAUAGACCCACAAUGAUGGAGGUUAUCACGGCGAUGCACAUGCCACAAUUUCUUAGAACGAGGAAUGACAUUUUAGCUUAUGAAGCACCGCAAAGAGUAUCGUAUCGGGAUGAAUUUACCACAACAGAUCCAGAAGGUAACAAUCCAGAAUCGGAUGAAGGACAAGAACAAAAGAAGAACAAAUCGGAAAAAGAUCCUCGAGACCAGAAUGAUGAUGAUCAAGAAGCCAAGGUUGAUUGAGUGAUCUCAUGAUCGGUGUGGGUGACUUGAUAACCUGUUUGCGGCAUGUGACAGAGAGAAAGCAUUCUUCAAAGUCCAACAAAACAUUCAGAGCUGCCUUCGUGUUGACAAAUUUUUAAAUGAUUUUUAAAACGUUUAUAACUGUUUCGUCUUGAC